CGAACCGGUCAGUAUCGUUUGUACUGCGCCGAGUUAGCCGUCAUUUUGCCGCGAAUUUAACACGGAUUUCUGCCGUUCUGGUGCACUCGUAUCGGCGUGUUGUCGUUUUCCGCAUAUGGCGCACCAAAACUGCCAUCGAGUCAUAAUGCGAUUGGCGUCCCAAUCUUACAGAGUCGUGUAAUCCGCAAACAAACACUGUGUCGUCGCAGUCUCGUGAUAUUUAAUUGCACGUGCAAAUAACAAUUGCGGAUCUGUACUAUGAACGAGCAAAGGUGCGAGGUGCGCGUUGUCGGCCGAUAAAAAGGAUGGUGACGUGAGAGAUUAUGCCGAGACCUUGUAGAGAGUCCUACGGCGACCAGAAGCCACCGUACAGUUACAUAUCGCUGACGGCAAUGGCUAUUUGGAGCGCGCCGGAAAAAAUGCUGCCGCUGUCCGACAUUUACAAAUUUAUCAGCGAUCGUUUCCCGUAUUACCGAAAGAAUACUCAAAGGUGGCAGAACUCAUUAAGACAUAAUUUGUCGUUCAACGACUGCUUCGUGAAGAUACCUAGGCGUCCAGAUAGACCGGGCAAGGGCGCGUAUUGGGCUCUUCACCCUGCUGCCCUAGACAUGUUUGAAAACGGUUCGUUUCUAAGGCGCCGCAAGAGGUUUAAAUUGCCUGCAGCCGAUCGUGCACUACUCGAAGCCACUUUUGGGAGAAGAUCGUCGGAAUCACCUCAACUGCCCCCCGUUAAUGCAAACACAACAGUGCCGGCGGAACAGCAUUCGAUAUUGUCGUCCCCGUCGACAACUACAACAGCCCAAAAUAAACCUAAACUAUUCAGCAUAGAGAGUAUUAUUGCUCCGCGCUCCAGCCACCCGGCCGCCGAGGUCAUCAGUACCGCCGCCGAGUCGCCUCCUCUACCGCAGCCACUGCUGGUGACCGACCGUCCACCAUAUCCACCGCCGGUAUGUCUGCCACCUACACACCGACCUCUCGUGCAGGAUCACACAGUCGGUUACGCAGCCCUAUACGCCGCUGCUCUACAAGGACUGCUGCAGCAACCGUUUGCAGCGGCCGCAGCAGCAGCAGCAGCCGCCAAUGUUUUCCCCGGAUCAUCCGCUCCAUUGCCGCCGUUCCACCACUAUACUCAUUCAAUACCGUCGUUUACUCAACUGUCAAACUUCACAAACUUGGACUGCGGUACGGCCUGGAAACUAUGAUAAGUCCUUUUAAUUUUCCGGAAAGAAGACGAGACGAAGCGUAAAAUCUGCGAAGCUUUUUCAAAUCGAAUAAUUUAAAUGUACAUGAUUUAUGUGAAAGUGUCGCAUGGCACAACUUCUCGUACAUCAUAGAUAAUUGAUUGUAUUAUUUGUUUUGAUUAUGUAUACUAAAAUGAUUAGCAGAAAUAAUGUAUCCGAGACGAAUGUUGUAAUUUAUGUAUGUUUAUUUAUAUCAUAUUUGUAUAAUAUGUGUUAAUAAUUAUGAUCAGCAUACUGAUGUUUGAAUAAAAUUAUUAUUUAUUAUGUAAAAAUAAAAUAGAUAAGUUGAAAUAAAAAAUGUAAUUUGAAGUUGAA
Daktulosphaira vitifoliae (grape phylloxera) is the source of this 1556-nucleotide messenger RNA. RefSeq names its product forkhead box protein B1-like. The coding region runs from base 324 to 1202 and encodes 292 amino acids. Gene Ontology annotation, molecular function: RNA polymerase II cis-regulatory region sequence-specific DNA binding; DNA-binding transcription factor activity, RNA polymerase II-specific. The record is from RefSeq and is a predicted model, not a curated record. Gene Ontology annotation, biological process: anatomical structure morphogenesis; regulation of transcription by RNA polymerase II; cell differentiation. The transcript is spliced from 3 exons. NCBI's taxonomy places the organism in Eukaryota, Metazoa, Arthropoda, Insecta, Hemiptera, Phylloxeridae.